UUGUUAUGGUUCUGUUCGCAGUUAACAGAGUUUGUCGCUGCAAAUUAAACAGCUGUUUUCGCCGCGGUCUUCAUAUCAAAAAGAAGCAGACAAUUUAAUGGACGCCACUGCGAAAAUAUUGGUUGUGGGUGAUGUGCGCGGUCGUUUCAAGCAACUGUUUAGCAGAGUAGAGCAAGUCAACAAGAAAGCGGGACCAUUUGAAAUUCUGUGCUGUGUCGGCGACUUUUUUGGCGCGGAUAAGCAAAACGAAGAACUUAUUGCAUAUAAAAAUGGAUUCAAGCAUAUUACUGUACCCACGUACAUACUGGGACCCAACAAGGAGGAGGACAAGAAGUUCUUCGCGAAUUUGGUGGAGGGAGAAGUCUGCACAAAUCUAACGUAUCUGGGCAAGCGUGGUGUUUAUACGCUGACCAGCGGUGUCAAAAUUGCCUAUUUGAGUGGCAUAGAAGCAGCUGGAAGUGUUGGCGGGGAGCACGAGUUUACCAAAGCCGAUGUGCAGGCCGUGCGCAAUUCCUGUCUGGUCUCGAAGAAUUGUGCCACAGACUACCGAGGAGUGGAUGUGUUGUUAACUUCCCAAUGGCCCUACGCUCUGCUGGAGAAAGAGAACGAAAAAGCUUCCAAAUUAAUAUCGUUCCUUUGCCGCGAGAUUAAGCCGCGUUAUCAUUUCUGUGCCAUCAAUGGCACCUACUUCGAGUGUCCACCGUUUCGCAUACCCAAAGAUGAGACCACUCAGUUUGAGCUGUGCACACGAUUUAUAUCGCUGGCAGAUGUUGGCAAUCUUGAAAAGUCAAAAUACAUUUAUGCGCUUAGUCUGAAGCCAGUGGAUAAGGCGCGUCUGCUGGAUCUAGUGCAAAAGACAACAAAUGAAAUACCCUGCCCUUUUAUCGGCCUAGAUAUGGGUGGUACCUUCAGCAAGAAUGAGACGUCUGAAAGCCGACAGUACUUUUUUGACAUGGAUUCCAGCGGCAAUCGCAAAAGGCGCGGUGACGGCAGAAAUCAAGAUAAGCGGCCCAGAAUAAUGCAGAUUGAUCAGGACGAUUGUUGGUUCUGCUUAUCGUCGCCUAAGGUGGAAAAGCAUCUCAUUAUCGCGAUAGGAGAGCGAUUUUAUAUGGCAUUGGCAAAGGGACCCAUUAAUAGCCACCAUGUCCUAAUAUUAUCCACAAAGCACAUGCCUUGCACAGCUCAAUUGAGUACGGAAGAAUGGGAGGAGCUAGACAAAUUUAAAGCGGCAUUGAAGAAGCUCUUCAAGACACUGGGACAAGUUGUGUGCUUUACCGAGCGUCAUUAUAAGUCUCCUCACCUUACUAUAGAUGUUAUGGCUUUUGAGGAAGGCUACUCUUGGAAGAUAAAACACAGUUUUGAGGACAAAGCCGAAGAGUUUAACUUGGAAUUUGAGACGGUUCCCGUUUUAACUUCACCGCAAAUGCUGCCAGAAAUGGGUCCAUACUUUGUAGCCGAGUUGCCCGACGAAAGCACAUUAAUAACGCGACAAAUGAAACAUUUUCCGCUGCACUUUGCAAGAGAUGUAUUUUGUUCCGAAAACUUGUUAAAUUGCGAUGAGAAAGUAAACUGGAAGGAUUGUCUGCUCGAGAGGGACGAAGAAGUUGCCAAUGUGGAAGAAUUUCGAAAGAUUUUUGCACCCUUCGACUUUACAGAUGAUGAUUGAUUAAAAGAAAACCAGCGCUUUCAGCACAGUACAAAAUUUCUAUUAUUGUUUUCGAACACACCAAAACAUGCACACAAUCUGGCUUAGAACUAGUCUACAAUAUGUUAGUAGUAAAUGAAAAUUUGUUAAAUUUACGAGUCCCGUUGAUAGAUUUUGUUAAGUAUUUGCAAAAAGGUCUGAUGUGGCACACCACGAGAUGUUUGCUGUAUGUGCGUUUUGAUCAUAUUAUACGAUUCCUCCUCAAAAAUGGCAUAUGUCGAGGGCAGGCUGAGUUCUUUA
Messenger RNA from Drosophila grimshawi, 1945 nucleotides. RefSeq names its product CWF19-like protein 1 homolog. The transcript is spliced from 8 exons. Gene Ontology annotation, molecular function: RNA lariat debranching enzyme activator activity. NCBI's taxonomy places the organism in Eukaryota, Metazoa, Arthropoda, Insecta, Diptera, Drosophilidae. Gene Ontology annotation, cellular component: post-mRNA release spliceosomal complex. The record is from RefSeq and is a predicted model, not a curated record. Gene Ontology annotation, biological process: mRNA splicing, via spliceosome. Bases 98 to 1666 code for a protein of 522 amino acids.